AAACAUUCCGCCGUUAUUGUAAUAGCUAUCGCAUCCGACUCCUUUCAAUUCGCUACUGUAUCUUGAAUUAAGAUACUGACAUGCUUUCCUGGGACCACGGUUACAUAACGUCCACCUUUUGCUCACCACCCCACGAAACCCACCGGCUGGUUCGAGAAGAGCUUUUAUCAUUGCCCUUCGACAAAUGAGAAAUUUUCUCUCCUUUUGUUAAUUUGGCUAGCUUGCCACAGGGAUUUCCACAUAAUGGACUCGGGUCAAAUUAUGAGCGGAGGGUCUAAGCGACGACGGAUAGACGAAGGCGAGGAGCAAGCCCGAAGAAGCGAUCCUCAAUAUCAAACAUCCUGGAGUCGGUCUAAUUUCGAACUCCUGGACCUACCAGUAGCCACAACUCAACGACACUAUGAGAGGGCCCCUUGUGGUAACGUUCAAACUACAUGGAACGAGAACUCAGGAUAUGCUACGUCAGUCGAUAACGCGAUAAACUACCACAUGGGUAGCUGGAACAGUCAAUCUUACCCUUACCAGUCACAGAAUACUGUGGGAAUUGAACCAAGUUAUUCCUAUCCAAACGACAUCACCUUGCAAUGGUGGUCAUUCUCUAACACCCCACUUCAUUCUCAUGAGCCAUCACAAGCUCAUGUGCCGAUGUUCUUACCGUCAUACCAGCAGUACCCUCUUUCUGGUACUCAAAUAGGUCAGCCGACCACCAGCUUUCAGCAAUGGCCAGAGUCUUCCGUAGAGGAUACAUUACUGCAAUCGCUUCCGUAUCAUAGCGAUCUGCCCCAGAAUCAAACGAUCGAUUCUGGGUCAUCCUCAGCACUGCCACAUCCAGAUGAAGGAGCUGAUGUGAUUGUGUGCUUUGGCAUGGUUCCGUCUAUCUCUGCCAGAUGUAAUCAGAGAGGAACAACACAAAGUCUACCAGCAUCGUUCCCAGUCGAACUAGAGGGUUCGACUUGCUUCUCCGCCAAAGACCCUUUCAGCGUCUCGGGGCAGAUAUUGUCGGAGUAUGGUCAGAUGAUACAGGGGCUUCUCGAUGAGAAGUCUCUCGAACUUCACGUCUCGUGCCUCAUUGAUGAUUUUCACUCUGUAGACGCCCAGAAACCACCACGCGGCCUUUCAACAAUCUCAUGCAAUUUGGAAAUUUCGGUUUAUGGUCCUUUAGAGCUUUUUGAUGAAUUAGGCACCUGGUUUGAGCACUACCAGAUCUACUUACAAGAUCCUCGAGAAUGUCAUCGCGAAGUCAGAUACUGUAACCCCCAUCGACUCUCGACAGACGAUAUUUCCGCUUGCCCUCUCCUGUAUGACAUCAUCUCUCAGAGCUCAAAGUCUCUACAGCUGGAGAUCAUCGCUCAACAACCUGACCUGCUGGAUGAACUAAGUAGCCAUGAGGAUCUAGAGGAGGCCCCCCAACCUUCGGCCAUCAAGCGGGAACUAAGAAGGCAUCAAAAGCAAGCCCUAACAUUCAUGCUCCGCCGCGAACAGGGAUGGGCGUUCUUUGAUCAAGAGCCAGACAUCUGGGAGAUUAAGGAUACAGAUCAAGGAAGAGUUUUCCUGAACCGAGUCUCCAAUGCUUUCCAGUUGGAGGAACCCCCUCAGUGUUACGGUGGCAUUGUUGCGGAUCCUAUGGGACUUGGAAAGACUUUGACUAUGAUAGCAUUGGCAGCAACGGACUUGGACAACGAAGGUUCUCAUAUGAAAAUUGGCGAAGAUUUACAUCCAGAGGUCCCGGCUACUCUCAUUGUUGUGCCACCUCCUUUGAUAGGAACCUGGGAGGAGCAGCUCUUCGAGCAUGUCAUUGAGGGCGGCUUGAGUUGCCGCCGACAUCACCGAGAAGGCCGACUGACAUCUGUUGGCGAGAUCGAGGGGACUAACAUCAUCCUAACAACAUAUCACACCAUUUCCGCUGAGUGGAACCCGUCAAAUAAGGGAAGAAGCUCCGUCUUGUUCUCUGUGCGUUGGAGAAGGAUCAUCCUUGAUGAAGCACAUCUUAUCCGAAAUAGUAACUCGCGAAUGUCUCAAGCCAUCUGCGCGCUGGAGUCCAGGUCUCGAUGGGCCGUCACUGGUACUCCUAUUCAAAAUCGCCUUGGCGACCUUGCAACUCUAUUCAAGUUUAUCAGGGCCCAUCCCUACACAGAUCGGAGAUGCUUCGAUGUCGAUAUCUCUCGUCUCUGGAAGUCUGGCGAAUAUCAGGAAGCCAUCAAAAGACUCAAGCGUCUCUCGAAGUGUCUUCUACUCCGGCGAGAUAAGGGAACGGUCAGUCUCCCGCCCAAGGAAGAUCUGCAAUGUCCUGUCGACUUCAAGCCGGAAGAACGAGCUUUGUACAGUAAGUUACGCCAAAAGGCUAUCGUUAGUAUAGACGAUGCUUUGGAGAGGGAUUCCGAUUCCGUCAAAUCAGGCGCCUACGUCAAUGUCCUACAGCAAAUCGAGUCACUACGGCUCGUGUGCAACUUAGGACUUCACUACCACACGAGACAUGACAAAGUGAUGCAAAACAUUCAAGAAGUCGAUGAGUGGACGAAAAUCGCCCAGGAUACCUUUAACAUGCAGCGAGAGAUGGGUGCCAUGGUUUGCCUGCUAUGUUCGUCGGCAUCGGACAUCACCGAGACGAUCUUAGAAGACCUCACAAGCACUCCCAAGAAUCCUCUAUUCUUCAGCUGUCUUCGUUUCAUCUGUGCUGAGUGCGCACAAAGGCCAAACCAGAAUGUCGGAUGCGGUCAUAAUCCUCGUUGUGCCAUGGCUCAAAUCUCGACGAGCGGCCAAGCUCUCGAAACGAGUUUACCUAGUAUGCAGCCACAGACGGACGUCGGCCUACCAUCCAAAGUGGAGGCUCUGAUCACAGACAUCGGGAAUCUGCCACCAGAUGAAAAAUGUAUCGUUUUCUCAACCUGGAGGUUGACACUUGAUAUCGUCGAAGCUGGGCUAGAUCAGUCCUCUAUCCCAAGUGUUCGGUUCGAUGGAAAAGUGCCACAAAAGGACCGACAAAACCUUGUUGACAAAUUUAGGAAUGACCCAUCUAUUCGUGUUAUGCUUUUGACAUUAUCUUGCGGCGCAGCUGGCCUAACCUUAACAGUAGCAACUAGAGCCUAUCUCAUGGAGCCUAAUUGGAACCCGACUCUUGAGGAGCAAGCUCUCGCGCGCAUUCACCGCAUUGGACAGACACGGAAGGUCACUACUGUACGGUUCUUCGUACGCAACUCAUUCGAGCAGCAAGUCAUCAAAUUGCAAGAAUCCAAGAAAUAUCUGGCAGGAUUGUGCCUCUCGCCUCAUAAUAACGGGCAUGCGAGUGAGAACCUGGGAAGGCUACAGGAAUUAUUAUCUCUAAUUUGACGUCUCGCCAUUUCUGCGUGACGAACAGAUUUAUUGAAGAAUUUUGCGUAGCGCAUCUCAGUUGGGGGCUGACUUGGCUCCACUGGUCAGCAGACAAUCUUUCUAUACGCUGCCCCUGUUUUCACCAAGACAAUGUGAAGAUAUCUGCUUUUUAG
Molecule: messenger RNA, 3482 nt
Organism: Fusarium redolens
Lineage: Eukaryota; Fungi; Ascomycota; Sordariomycetes; Hypocreales; Nectriaceae
Product: SNF2 family N-terminal domain-containing protein
Exons: 12
Coding region: 244-3327 (1027 amino acids)
Molecular function (GO): ATP binding; ATP-dependent chromatin remodeler activity
Source: RefSeq, a predicted model, not a curated record